Messenger RNA from Schistosoma intercalatum, 1425 nucleotides. NCBI's taxonomy places the organism in Eukaryota, Metazoa, Platyhelminthes, Trematoda, Strigeidida, Schistosomatidae. The record is from the annotation of a GenBank genome assembly.
AUGGGCAUCAAGAACAUGUGUAAAUUAGCUGGAAAGUCAGGGAAAAUGAUCGAGCAUUAUAGUAAAUUUACUCCGGUUUCGUUGAGUUUGAAAAACCUUUUAUCAUUUGGUGAAACUGCGCCGGCCUCUAAGUCCUUCGAUUUUCUGAAAUAUGAACUCCCAGUUCGGCUAGGGAACAUUAUGCAGGAGAUCCAUCUCCUGCCCGAUAUCCUAAGAAAGUCAAAAUCUGUCCAACAGAUAUGUCUAUUGUAUGAGGAGACAUUCAAUAGCCUUAUCAAGUAUGAAGAAUGCUCGACAAAAUCGCCUUCUACUUUAUCCAGAUUUACAGAUGAUAUUGACCUUAUCUUACAGAAGCAUUCGAGCGUAGUUGAAAUAAUGGCAUUGGGUAUCAAAGAAAUCCAAAGUAAUGAAUCGUGGUCCGAGUCACAAGAGUUGCAACUACAGUAUUUUCUGGAUCGGUUUUACGUGAGUAGAAUUGGUAUCCGAACUUUACUUAAUCAGCACUUCAAGCUAUAUGGACCCACAUUCUGCAACGUACAAUCUCACAUUGGGGGUAUCGACCCGGAUUGUAGCCCAGUUCAAAUCGCAGUAAAUGCAUACAAUUAUUCCAGACCACUGUGUAUACAGGCGUAUGGUCGUGCGCCGGGUUGUGACAUUGAAAUCCACGAUUGUGUAAAUAAAGAGCGUGCAUCUGGUAGUUUCAACAAAAUUGAUUUUUGUGUGGAUGCAGCUGGUCAUGCGUCGACCAAAUCUUAUCUUUUGGACAACCAAAGGAACUGUGCGGAUUUGUCUGUGAAGGGGAAAGACAUAACAUUUUGUUAUAUACCUGGUCAUUUGUUUUAUAUAUUGUAUGAAUUGUUGAAAAAUUCGAUGAGAGCUGUUACUGAGAACCAUACUAAUGAUGCUCACUUGCCAAGAAUACACAUUCUUAUAUGCAACGGACCUGAAGAUAUCGUUAUUAAGAUUACAGAUUUUGGUGGAGGAAUGGCUUUAAAUAUGGUCGAAAAAACGUUUCGAUACAAUUAUACUACAGCUGUUCAUUCUGCAAAUCUACAUCCUACUGUACUAAAUUUUGGGAAUAACUAUUCAACAAUUCAAUCAGCCAAUCAGGUUACAGUAAAUGAUCGAAUGACAUGUGAAGUUGAACCAGAACGUAAUGCCUGUUUAUCUAUUGCUGGAAGAGGACAUGGUUUACCAUUAAGUAGACUGUAUGCUAGAUAUUUAGGUGGUAAUUUAAAAUUGCAUUCUAUUGAAGGUGUAGGUACAUCAGUAUUGAUUUACUUAAAAAGACAGUCACAAGAUGCUUAUGAAUUGAUUCCACUAUUUAAUCACACAUCAAAAUCUUUUUAUGAAAAUAGUAUACAACAACGUGAUUGGGUUUCUAAUUCUCAGAGAACUUUACUUGAACCAUCUACAACACCUUAA